GCAGUGAUCACGCAACGCGCGCCGCGACCGCCCGCGUCCGCCAUUUUGUUCAGUGACGUCACAACCGGUCAGAGACAAGAAACCAAGAUGGCCGACUCGCAAGUGCGCGCGUUCUACGCUGGCAAAAAUUUCUUCAUCACCGGCGGCACGGGGUUCGUAGGCUUGUGCCUGCUGGAGAGGAUCCUGAGGAGUCUGCCUGACGCUGGCAAGGUGUACCUGCUGAUGCGGCCGAAGAAAGGGAAAAAGAUAGAGGAGCGGCUUGAAGAGUUUCCGAAGAAUUCGAUUUUCGAAACCCUCCUCAAAACCAACACACCCGAUAUCUUCAAAAAACUAGUACCCAUAGCGGGUGACGUCGGGGAACCGAACCUGGGACUCAGCGCUGAAGACCGUCAGCUGCUGGUGGACAAUGUCAACGUUAUCAUACAUUCUGCUGCUACAUUAGACUUUGAGGAGGGCUUGAAACCGACUGUGAAAAUUAAUGUGCUUGGGACGAGAAGAGUUAUGGAGUUGGCUGGGCAGGUUAAGAAUUUGAAGGUCAUGAUCCACGUAUCAUCAGCGUACGUCAACUCGUAUCUCCACGAGGCCCGAGAAAAGCUCUACGACGCACCAGAAGACGUCGAACAAGUCAUAGCCUUAGUCGACACUCUUUCUGACGAAGCCCUUGCAGUUGUAGAACCAAAACUGUUAAAAACACAUCCAAAUACUUACACUUUCACUAAGCAUUUAGCUGAGCAUGAGGUCGCGAAGUAUGCGGAUAAAUUCCCGUGUACUAUAGUAAGACCUAGCAUGAUUGUUGCUGCUUGGAAAGAGCCGGUUCCCGGUUGGACUUGUUCAAAAGUUGGGCCUCAAGGUUUCUUAAUGGGUGCCUCAAAAGGCGUUGUCCGAAGACUGCCUUUAGCUGUCAAUAACAUCGCAGAUUAUAUUCCUGUAGAUAUAGUGGUUAAUGAAUUAUUGGUAGCUGGUUAUCAAUCAGCAAAAUCUGACACAGGUCUGCUUGCAAUAUACCAUUGUACUUCAUCAACUCAAAAGCCAUACCGCUGGGCGAUGCUUGAAGAUACUGUUAAUGAAACUUUACAUAAAUACCCGUUGAAAAGCGCCGUAUGGUAUCCGCAUCUCAAAUUCGUUAAUUCUCUGUUAAUGUUCAGAAUUUCCGCCAUCUUCGUCCACUUCAUACCAGCUAUUCUCCUUGAUAUGGUUUUACGUGUGACUGGAGGUCGUCCUAUAUUAUUCAGAUUGCAUAAAAACGUAUGGAACUCGCUAAACAGACUUGAAAAGUUUAUCUUUACUGAAUGGAAGUUCCAUAAUACUAAUUCUAUUGAGCUAGCUGGUAAAAUGAAUAGUACUGACAGUAAGCUAUUUUAUAUAGAUAUAUCUGGUAUCGAAUGGAAACCUUACUUUACCGCCUUGCAUUUGGGAGUAAGAAGAUACCUAAAUCGUGAGAAAGAAUCUACUUUAGAGGCAGCGAGAGGUAAAGAUACCGUGUUGCUGGUUCUUCAUGUAACUUGGCAGCUUUUGAUAAUUUAUUUUUUCUGGUAUCUUGUAGCUUGCCUGACUGGAUUAACCAUGACACAGAGUGCGUGGUGUGUGCCGGCGUUAUAUAUUUUGUAUAGUUAUUUAUAGAUUGUUAUAGCUAUUUAUAUAUGUCGUUGCCAGUUUUAUGAUGUUAUUGGUUGGUUAUUGGUAUCAUGAAGUGAUCAAUUCUAAAAUGGCAUUACAUGAAAUGAUUAAACUACUGAUCUGAGCUUAUUUACUUGCAACGUAACAUUUUUUGUUAACAAUAUUAUAGCAACUUCAGCUGCUGACUGUACAGUCGCCAUUAGAUAUAUCGGAGCGGCCGAGGCGCCCACAAAUAUCUAAACCCGCCUCUAUUGUCAAGGCGUUAGAGUGCGUGUUCAGAUAUUUUUGAGCAUCUCGGCUGCUCCGAUAUAUCUAAUGGCGACUGUACAUAUCUAUGAUCUUUUGAUACUUUAAUUAUAAGUUAAUGCUCUACGGCCUACGUAUAAGAGCGUUUUCACAUUGUCCAAUCCGAUAUCGAAUGUCGGAAGGAAGUAAAAUGUAAGAUAUGUACAUGUUCUCUGUAUUUAUUUAUGCAUUUAAUAAAUCAUUAUUACUUAAAAACGAUAAAUAACGCAAAAAAGGCGAACUUAAUGCCAAUGGCAUCCUCCUGCAGCUGUUUUUGUCAUAGGCGCCUUCCGACAUCUGAUAUCGGAAAGGCGCUUCCGAUAAAUUCAGCUAUGUCGGAGCCCCCCGUCAGCUGUCGGACCGAUAAUAUUUGUUUGUGUGCGUAUGUGUAGGCAUAAUGCUUGUUGGUAGUGUGCGUGGACGCUAAAGACGGUGCCCGGGCGCGCCCCCUCGGCCUGACUACGCGAAUGUAGGAUUCUAAAUCCGAUAUUGGAUCGGACAAUGUGAAAACGCUCUAAAGAGGGCGUUUUAAUUUAAAUGUGAAAUAUUUUUCAUCAAAUAUUUUAUAUGGACCAUUACUAAAUAUUGAGUUAUAAGGGUAAAUCGCCCCAAAUAGUUUUUUUUAUAGGUAACGACGCACAUAUGUGCCAUUUUCAAUCAAAAGGGUACUUAUUGUCGGUUGUCGUUAAGGCGCUAUUUCCAUACAGAUUCAAUUUGAAAUCGACCUUAUUGACAAGCGACAAUGUGGUACCUUUUGGUUGAAAAUGUCACAUAUGUUACUUUAACAUUAAGUUUGUUAUAAAUAUUAUUUUAUUAAGUACGGACAAUGGUAGUUUUAAUAAGGAAUUAUAUUUUCGUUGUUAUAAUGAUAUUAAAAAUGGUAUUUAUAUACAAAAUACACUUGUUAUUAUUACAGAAAUAGCAUUAACAAGGCUUAAAAUUUGUUAAUUGUGGAUAUUACUGCAAUGUUCUGCCACCAGAGUGCAGCACUAGCCUUUUUAGUAUACCAUAUUAGAGUAACUUAUACAUACUUUAACAGGUUUUUGACAAGUUUUCAGAGAUAAUAAAAUAUAACAUUGAUGCAUCAAGGCGGUUUGUUUAAUAAUUAUGUAUUCAGUGUAUCUUUCCAGUAAUUUAUCUGUCAAAGGACAAGAAAGUCAUAAAACACUUUUUAGAGCAAUAUUAGAAACAUCCCAGGUAGCAAAAUGACGUAAAAUGACGUCAGCGACGUCAUAAUGACGGCAUUAUUACGUCAUUAUGACGUCCCUGACGUCAUUUGACGUCAUUUUGCUACCUGGGAUGUCACUGUGUAUGGUUUCUUUUAUAAUGUAUAACUAGCGACCCGCCCCGGCUACGUACGGGUUACACAAAACCUUUACAAAUUAUACACUAGAACCUUCCUCGAGAAUUACUCUAUUGAUAGGUGAAAACCGCAUCAAAAUCCGUUGCGUAGUUUUAAAGAUCAAAGCAUACAUAGGGACAGACAGACAGCGGAAAACGAAUUUGUUUUAUACUAUGUAGUGAAGAGUGUGAUAUCGAAAGAUUGGACUGCAUUCUAACUGCAAAUUUUAUACUGCGAGGGCGAAGUAUAGUUUAGAUAUUGGAGUUGAAAUGCAGUUAAUCUGUCCCAUUCCUAAACAUUUUUUUUUUAUAUAAAGUUCCCUUAAUCAUACACAAAAAAGAAAGAAAAAUAAUAUUUUUUUAUAUAUUUUUAAUGUAUAGGUAUUUAAAUAUUGUGGAGGUGGUCGUUAAUACAUAUUUAUUUUUGAAA
This is a messenger RNA of Cydia strobilella, 3673 nucleotides long. RefSeq names its product putative fatty acyl-CoA reductase CG8306. Lineage: Eukaryota; Metazoa; Arthropoda; Insecta; Lepidoptera; Tortricidae. The record is from RefSeq and is a predicted model, not a curated record. The transcript is spliced from 4 exons. The coding region runs from base 88 to 1620 and encodes 510 amino acids. Gene Ontology annotation, biological process: long-chain fatty-acyl-CoA metabolic process. Gene Ontology annotation, cellular component: peroxisome. Gene Ontology annotation, molecular function: alcohol-forming very long-chain fatty acyl-CoA reductase (NADP+) activity.